Messenger RNA from Mercenaria mercenaria, 576 nucleotides. RefSeq names its product protein GVQW3-like. The coding region runs from base 1 to 576 and encodes 191 amino acids. The record is from RefSeq and is a predicted model, not a curated record. NCBI's taxonomy places the organism in Eukaryota, Metazoa, Mollusca, Bivalvia, Venerida, Veneridae. The transcript has a single exon. Gene Ontology annotation, molecular function: nucleic acid binding.
AUGGCUGGGAAAAUGUUUCCUUUCACCUACCAAAUACGGUCCUAUAUCAAGAACCGCUUUAUUCUUGGUAUACAGGCGAAAGACAUAUUUAAUGAAAUAUGUCGUGUUUAUGGGAACAAUGAACUUUCUUUUUCAUCUGUCACACGGUGGUGUAAGAAAUUUAAAAGUGGUGUAGAUUCAGUAAAAGACGCGCCUCGUGCAAGCCGUCCGAAAACUGCAACUUCGCCAAAAAUAGUUGAAAAAGUAAAGGAUUUGAUUGCUACUGAUGCAAGAUUUACAACUAGGCAUAUAGCUAAAUUCGUUGGUAUCUCAGUAGGAUCUGCUCGUACAAUUCUCAGACAUGAUUUACAAAUGAGAAGGAUAAGUGCCAGAUGGAUACCCCUUCUCCUUACAAAAGAGCAAACACUUGCUCGGGUAAGAAUCGCCAAACAAUUUUUGAAACAGUUACCUAAAUACAACAAUCGAUCUUUCGGAAAUAUCAUCAGUGGUGAUGAGACGUGGGUUCACUUUUAUGAGCCAAGCGAAAGAUACAGAACAAAAUAUGGGCAACCAAAGGAAGCCAAAGACCUUGCAUAG